Messenger RNA from Nicotiana attenuata, 2983 nucleotides. RefSeq names its product TPR repeat-containing protein ZIP4. The transcript is spliced from 5 exons. NCBI's taxonomy places the organism in Eukaryota, Viridiplantae, Streptophyta, Magnoliopsida, Solanales, Solanaceae. Gene Ontology annotation, molecular function: protein binding. The record is from RefSeq and is a predicted model, not a curated record. Gene Ontology annotation, biological process: meiotic cell cycle; regulation of synaptonemal complex assembly. The coding region runs from base 65 to 2830 and encodes 921 amino acids.
UCCAAAACAAACCGCGACUACGUUGCUCUCAUUUCAAAUUUCCCAGUAACCAUCGCUCACAAAUAUGAAAAUUGACGAGAUCUCUACGCCGGAGCUCCGGGGAGGUCAAAACGACCUUCACAGUCAACUAUGCUCCCAAAUCGAAUCAUCAAUCAAAGAUAUCGAGAAACACGUACCUGGAACUGCCUUGCCGGAUUCCUUCUCCACCGAUCUCCGGCGUAGUAUCUCUCAGCUGAAUUCCCUCUCUCCUUACCCUAACUCCGUCAAGCUCCACAUUUGGAAACUAUCCUACCGCCUUUGGAAUGCUUGUGUCGAUCUUUCAAAUGCUGCCGGUUUUAAAACUUGGGGUCAUAAAAUCGAUGAGGAACACGCAAAGCUGCGUCAAGUAUCAGCUGACCUCCUCUUCCUCGCCUGUGACGUCUCAGGUAUCCCCUCGCCGGCUAUUAAAUCUGCGUCCUUCUUCUAUAAAACAGGUCUUAUUUGGCACGAUCUUCGAAAAUUCGAACACGCUAACUAUUGCUUCGAGAAAGCUACGGAUCUGUUAUCGAAAGUUGAAAUCAGUACUAUUUCAGAAAAUGAAGAGAAAAGGUUUCUGUUAGAUCUAAAUAUUGCUCGAUCACGUACAGCUUGGGAAGUCUCUGAUAGAAAUUUAGCGGUCGCUCUAUUGAGUCGAUCGAAAAGCAUGCUCUUCGCUGUUGCGGAGAACUAUAAAGCUUUAGCUAAUCAGUAUUUGACAUUUGGAAAAGCAAUACUAUCGAAAAAUGAAGUUUCUGGAGUGAAUGAAGCAUUGAGACUGAUGAAUGAUGCACUGGAAUUGUGUGAAAGGGGUUUGACAGUUGUGAAGAGGACAGAGGACACGUUAGCUUUGAAGGAACUGAGAUCGAAGACGCUUAGGUUUUUGGCAGCGGUUCAUUUGCAGAGAGAUGAAUUCGAGAGCGUGUUGAAAUGUGUGAAGGUUUUGAGAAACGGUGAGAAGGAUCAGCAUCCGAGUCUUAGUGUGUUGGCAAUGAAAGCAUGGCUGGGAUUAAGGAGGUUCGGGGAAGCGGAGAAGGAGCUAAGAGGAAUGGUAGUGGAUAAGGGGAUUCCUGAAGGAGUUUGGGUAUCGGCUGUUGAAUCAUACUUUCAAGUUGUGGGGGCUGCUGGAGCAGCAACAGUGAAGGGAGUGUUUCUAGGACUACUUGGAAGGUGCCAUGUUAGUGCUGGUGCAGCAAUUAGGGUGGUGAGUAAGGUACUAGGGGAUCCUGCUGGUGCUGGUGAAGAGGCCAGAUUGAGGGCAAAGGUGGUAUCGGACCUGGUGUCUGAUGACAGGAUUCUGACGCUCUUGAGUGGAGAGGAUACUUCCAAAGAGAGAACAGCUAUGCAUGCUCUUCUUUGGAACUGUGCAGCAGAACACUUCCGGUCAAAAGAUUUCCAGACCAGUGCUGAGAUAUUUGAAAAAUCUUUGCUUUAUAGCCCUUCUGACAUAGAGAGCAGAAAUCUCAGAGCAAAGGGAUUUAGAGUUUUAUGCCUCUGCUAUAUGGCCGUUUCACAGUUAGAUCGUGCUCAGGAAUACAUAAACGAGGCAGAGAAGCUUGAACCAAAUAUAGCAAGUACCUUCUUGAAGUUUAAGAUCUACCUGCAAAAGAACGAACCCGAUGGUGCUAUCUCUCAGCUGCAGGCAAUGCCAAGUCGCCUUGACUUCACCACUGAAUUCCUCUCUCUAGCUGCUCAUGAAGCUAUUGUCUGUCGUUGUCAUCCAGUUACUGUUGCUUCUCUGUCGCUUCUCUUGAAUUUCUACCCCACAGGGAAACAGAUGCCAACAACUGAGGUUGUAGUUUUCAGGACUUUAGUCACGACUCUAUCUCAGGGUCCUCAGAAUGAUUCUGAUAUCCUAAAGCAGAUGAAACGAGCUCAUACUCGGCUAUCUGAACUAGGUGCUGACAAAUUUUUUGGGAAAGGCGAGAUUGGGAGACGGGAAAGGAACUGGUUUUCAGUGAAUGCAUGGAAUUCCGGUGUUAAAACGGGGCAGGAGGACCAACAUGCACUAUCUGCAGAGUUCUUUAGAUUGGCAUCGGAGUUUUAUGGUGCUUCAAUCGAUGAAGAGAAAGAAGGGAACCAUGUAAUGGUAUGCAAAUCACUGAUUAUGACCGUGUCUGCAAUAAUCUCAGAUGAGAGGCAAAGAAAGAGUACAUUACUGGAAAAUGAAGUGAAGGAAGCUAUUUCUUUGCUAGACAGAGCAGGAAAGAUGUUAAUGUCAAGCUCAACGGAAUAUGACAAGUUAGAGGCCAUCAUUGAGCCUAAACUCUUGUUUAUGUACACUUGGUGUGCUUUUGAUCUGUAUUCAAGGCUUGAUGACACAGGAAGUCAACAGCUCCUCCUUAUUAAGCGUUUUGCAAAUUCAAAAUGUUGCAAUCCAAAUCAUCUACUUCAGAUUGGCAUUGACGCUUCACAAGGACCACGUUCCAACCACGAAGUAGCGACCUUUGCAUUAAGCACCUGCCUCUCCAUACUCCUGGCCUCAUCUUCGCCUGAUUAUGAAAGUGUGGCACUCAUACUGAGGAAACUUGUUUGUCUAAGAAGCAUCCAUGGAGCUGAUAGCAAUGACGAUGCAACAAUGGAAACGUACAAGCAAGCAUAUAGGAUAAUGGUGGGUUUGAAGGAAGGAGAAUAUCCAGUUGAAGAAGCGAAAUGGCUAGCCAUGACAGCAUGGAACAGAGCAGCAAUCCCAGUGAGGAUGGGGAAUAUGGAUGAAGCAAAGAGGUGGAUGUCUAUGGGGUUGGAGUUGGCCAAGAAAGUCCCAGGGAUGCAAACAUACAGGUCAUGCAUGGAAGAUUUUGUUGCUGGCUUUUAGAAGAAACUGUCAGGGUCAUGAUGAUGGACAAAGUAACAUUAAUGCACUAAAUUCUUCUAUGUACGUAAGAUCAUAGAUAGAUUCUGUAGGUGUUGAAGUUAAUCACGAAUAUCAUUUCAAAUAUUGCCUAGAGUAAUUUUGUUUCUUCUGUUA